Messenger RNA from Culex quinquefasciatus (southern house mosquito), 1309 nucleotides. RefSeq lists its product as uncharacterized. The record is from RefSeq and is a predicted model, not a curated record. Bases 41 to 1309 code for a protein of 422 amino acids. NCBI's taxonomy places the organism in Eukaryota, Metazoa, Arthropoda, Insecta, Diptera, Culicidae. The transcript has 2 exons.
CUUCAUCGUUACUAGAACUCAUACUAGAUAGGCUCUUCUAAUGUCCAACAAUAUCGUUGUAACUAUGCCUUUUUCAACGGACGAAAUUCCCGAGUGGCUAAAUGCAACUUAUUUUGAGAACAUUCUCGUAAAAGAACGCAAUGAUUUUUCAAUCAGGGUGCCUUCAAUAGAUGUGAGCUACGCACUGUCCAAGGGUGAAAAUUACGUCAGUAUAAUUUUUCGAUCUGCGCUAAAGGUUCAAAGCAAAUCUCAACCCCUUCACGACGAAAGUUACAUCGUCAAGUACACCCCCACGGAUGGGGCGGCCAACCUAAAAAUGAAGGAUUACAAUGUUCACGAGAAGGAAAUGAACGUGUACGAGUUGGUGAUUCCGAAGAUCGAUAAAAUGAUGCGCUCGAUUGGUGAUCGUUCCAAGCUGUUUCCGAAGACGUUGGCCGUUGAUCGAGAGCACGAUGCGAUCAUCUUUGAAGAUUUGAACCACGGAAGAUUCGUAAUGGCGGAUAGAGUGAGUGGUUUGGGAUUGGAGCACACCAAGAAGGUUCUGGUGGGAUUGGCUAAACUGCACGCUUGUUCUUUGAAAUUGAUUGAGAUGGAGCCGGAGAUAGUUGAUCGAUUUAAUACUGGGAUCCUGACUCGUCACACAAGUGCGUUGUAUUCAAUGUUUCAGUCUAGUUUUGAUGCGUUAAUCGAAGAGAUGAAAACGUGGGAUUCAAAGUGGCAAUACUAUUGCGGCAAACUGGAGAAAUUGCAACCAUACUUUAUCGAAAACAGUCUUGCUGUAACCGAUCACGAAUGCGAAGUUGAUCUACGCGUGCUGAACCAUGGAGAUCCUUGGACUAACAAUAUGAUGUUUCUCAACGAUUCUGAUGGUAAACCUGUUGAGGUUGUACUUUUGGAUCUUCAGUUUUGCAACUACACGACUCCAGCAGCGGAUUUACUCUACUUUUUCUACACUUCGACUAAGGAUGAGAUUCGGCAAAAUUGUUUUGAAGAACUAAUGCAGUACUAUUACAAUAACUUUUCGGAUUAUGUGAAUCGUCUUGGUUGUUCUAAAAAGAUACAAACUUUGCAUCAAUUUCAACAACACUUAUUGAAGAAGAUGUUUUUCGCUGUCAACUCCAGCAUCGUUCCACUUCCGAUCGCCAUCAACGAGGUCACUUGCGAUGCCGAUUUCGAAGGACUCACCGGAAACGAUGAUCGAACUCGUCAGUUCAAGCGGACAGUGAUGUCUAACAAGAAAUACCACAAGAUAAUACAAGCUUUGCUGCCAGUUUUCGACAGGAAGGGACUGUUGGAUACAUUGAAGUGA